Messenger RNA from Conger conger (European conger), 3068 nucleotides. Its product is annotated as mitochondrial fission factor-like. The coding region runs from base 146 to 1048 and encodes 300 amino acids. The record is from RefSeq and is a predicted model, not a curated record. The transcript is spliced from 8 exons. NCBI's taxonomy places the organism in Eukaryota, Metazoa, Chordata, Actinopteri, Anguilliformes, Congridae. Gene Ontology annotation, biological process: positive regulation of mitochondrial fission. Gene Ontology annotation, cellular component: mitochondrial outer membrane; peroxisome.
GUGGUGCGGAUGCUGUGGUUUUCGUCCGUCUUGUUUCCAGAGGGUGCCGUGUUGACUGUGAUGUAGACGAAGGUUUUCUGUCAAGCACUCUCAACAGCUCCCAUCUGCUUAUAAUUCAAAUAAAACACAAAUAUAUACAGGCCCUAUGAACGGAGCGACGUUCCCUUCUCCCACCGCAGAGAUGGCGGAAAUCAACCGCAUCCACUACGAGAUCGAGUACACGGAGGGCAUCAGCCAGCGCAUGCGCAUCCCUGAGAAGCUGCAGGUGGCGCCGUCUGCCGCCGAGGACCUGGAGGGCGGGGCCCAACACGCCCUGCACAGCGUCCUGAUGCAGGUUCCAGAGCGCAUCGUGGUGGCAGGGGACAGCGAGUCCUCACAGUACCCCCGGCCGCGGGACCUGGACCUCAUCCAGUCCACCCCCCUGGAGUCCCUGGCCCUGAAGACCCCGCCCCGCGUCCUCACCCUUAACGACCGGCCGCUCGACUUCCUGGAGACGGAGCGCUCGGCAGGGCCUGGCCAAUCCGGAGAGGAGGCCCGUUCUCAGACGCGGGUGCGGAGGGAGCGCUCGGUCAGUGAGAACGCCCUGGUGCGGCAGAACGGCCAGCUGUCCCGCAUCGAGUCCGCUGUGGCGCCCCCGCGGGCCUGCCCCCCCCUGUCGGGGCCGGAGGACGGAGAGAGCCCCUACAGCGCGCGCGGGAUGCUGUCACUUAUCCAGAACACCACCCGCCGCGCCUACCACCAGGUCCUGGAGGCGCUGGACGAGAACCACCGCAGCAGCCCAGCUUUGAGAGGGGGGUCAGUGUCAGCCUCCAACCCCCUUCACGAUACCAGGCUGGGCCUCUCCACGCUGGAGCAGGCGAUGGAGGGCACCCCGGAAGAGAUGGCGGUGGUCGACGCGGCAACGCUACGGCGGCAGAUCAUCAAGCUGAACCGCCGUCUGCAGCUUCUCGAGGAGGAGAAUAAGGAGCGCACCAAGCGGGAGAUGAUCAUGUACUCCAUCACCGUGGCCUUCUGGAUCGUCAACAGCUGGAUCUGGUUCCGUCGCUAGGCAACCCGCCGAUCCGCCGCGCCGCUCCAGUCCGUGUCAGAACCUUCGCCAAAAACCGCCCGCCUGCACUCCACUCCAGCAGGGAGCGAUCCUUGUUGCACUACGUACUGCCCUGUUCCUGGGGAUCGACCGUCCUGUAGGCUUUCGCUCCAACCCUGAAUAAGCACAUCUCAUUCGUCUGCUAGGGCAGGGCUGCCCUGCCCUGCCCUGCCCUGUUCCUGGAGGCCUACCGUCCUGUAGGCUUUCACUUCAACCCUAAUUUGGCCGAUACGGCCUCCGAACUUCUGUGUCCUCAAAAUAUGCACUGCCUACUAAACAUACUGCUUACUUGUAUUAGUACACAGUGUGUACCCAAAUGCAGACCUGAGUACGCUGGAUGAGACAGUUGCCAAGUAGACAAACUUUUCUCUCAAUGUAGUGUACAUUAACAUACGUAUUUCCGGGGUUUCCCGGAGUGCAUUCGGGAGCAGACUUUCCAGGAACUAAAAACCAUACUUUUCAGGAAGUCCCACAGAGAGGAAGAGGCAGAGCCUUGUUUGGGUCCAAUCACAGAGGCCAUAAAGGAAGAGGCGGAGCCUUUUUUUCUUUUUGUUACAAGGGCGGGCAUUGGAAAAUGGCAUGGGGAUAUAUGUCAGUCUGCAGAAUGGUAGGAGGACACAGUUGCUUCGGGUAUGCACACACUCAGUGAAAUGCAUAUAUCAUCAAUACUGAAUUUAGAGAAGCCUACUAACAACUUUCCCUUCCAGUCAACUCAAUUUACGGAUGCAGUAGUAAGCAAGUAGUAAGCUGUUUGGGACUCGGCGUCUCGGCGUUUUCAAACGCUUAUUUUUUUAAUCUCCUUUCCCUUUACCUGACCUGGAAAUCUGAUCAAGGUCCACCAUCAAUCAAGGACAUUCCGUUAAAUCGUUCCUUCCUGGAACUAGAAGUAGAAGUUAGGUGGCUCCCGAACUUCUCCUUUGAGCGAGGAAACGUGAGCGCAUCCGUUGCGCAAGUAUUUUUUCCAGAAUGCACGAUGUGCCGUAUAAAUGGAUCGACCUGUGGAUCCACCUCUCCCCAUCUGCCACGUCUGUGACUUGGGUGGCCUCGAACUGACGUCGGAAGGAUCAAAAGGACAUUCCAUUUGCCAUUCCAAUUCACAUGCUUCUCACUCUCCCUGUCCUCCCCCGAUGGGUGGAGCUCGGGGCCAAGGAAAGAGCCCUAGCUGUUGAAUGAGGUGUGCUUUCUUAGGGUUGGAGUGAAAACCUGCAAGAACAAUGGAUCUCCAGGAACAGUGUUGGGCAGCCAUUUUGUACAGCAAGAACUACUGGGCAAAGGGAUCCCAUUCUCUUUUACUGUAUGCAGUACUUGUAUAGCUUUUCUUUAUUUUUCUAUUUAUUUAUUUUUUACUUUCUUUUUUUUUUAUUAUUAUGAUUAUGUUUCUGAGGUUUCUCAGAUCGCCCAGCGCAUGACUUGGUUGUAAAUACUCGGUAAAGGUUUUUAGCCCUUAACUGGUGUGAGCAUUGAGGUUUUUCCUAUGUGAUGGGAGAGCAAGUGCAAAGAUUCAAAAAAGCAAUCAUGAACAACUUGGGUGGCUGUAUUUUUGUCAAUACUUGAAGGUGUGUUCAGAGUAUUAAAAAGAAAUAAUGAUAAUAAUAAUCUCAUUGUAGGGGACCUGCAAGGCACUGUCCAUUGUUUGUAUCUUCAUUUAGGUCUAUUGAAUUAUGGUUUGUGUAAUAUAUUGCAUCUCAAUAUUGUAAAGUAAAUAAUAUGUGUAUAGUAUAUUGCAUUCCGGUAUGCAAAACAAACCAUACAAUUGCAUACUUGUUAAGUACUUUCCAGUUUUACAUUUGACUGUUUUCCAAAAGAAAAAUAGGGUGACGGUGGCAAGUGGCAGUUUCAGUGCCCUUGUGUUUGUGUGACCUAUAUUGUAAUGCGUUUUAUUUUAUUAUUAUUUUUUUGUCUUCUGCAUCAAUGUGUAUCAUGACAUACAGAGAAAAAUAAUGUACACAGUUUAUUUAAAUAAAUAUCAGCAAUAGACGAA